Messenger RNA from Vitis riparia (riverbank grape), 4782 nucleotides. RefSeq names its product probable disease resistance protein At4g27220. Gene Ontology annotation, molecular function: protein binding; ADP binding. Lineage: Eukaryota; Viridiplantae; Streptophyta; Magnoliopsida; Vitales; Vitaceae. The record is from RefSeq and is a predicted model, not a curated record. The transcript has 3 exons. The coding region runs from base 1 to 4455 and encodes 1484 amino acids.
AUGGAGUUACCACCUGAAGUUGGAUGUCUUAGAAAUCUUGAGGUGUUUGAUCUUGAAGGGACUGAAAUUAUAAGCCUACCUGUGAAUUUAAGAAGACUGACCAACCUCAAUUGCCUGAGAGUGUCCUUCUAUGGUUACAGUAACCACACUGGACAAAAUAACCAGUCCUCCAAUACAAUGAUUCCUCAGAACGUGAUAUCAGAACUUUCUCAAUUGAAAGAAUUAGGCAUACAUGUGAAUCCAGAUGAUGAGCGAUGGGAUGUGAUUGUGAAAUAUAUUGUCAAGGAAGUCUGCACCUUGAAACACUUGGAGACACUUAAACUUUACUUGCCAGAAGUUAGACUUGUGAAUGACUUCAUGGGGAGUGGAAACUCAUUGAUAAACCUCUCACAGAUGAACUUCGAGUUUAUUAUUGGCAGCCAUCACAAGCGCUUUGUAUCUCGACUACCACAAGAAAUUGCGAAUAGAUUUGAACAGCAAGAAAGAUGCUUGAAGUAUGUGAAUGGUGAAGGUGUCUCAAUGGAAAUUAAGGAGGUACUCCAACAUGCUACUACUCUGCUCUUGGAACGCCAUUUAACUCUUACCAAGCUGUCUGAAUUUGGGAUUGAAAAUAUAAUGAAGCUAGAAUUUUGUGUAUUGGGGGAAUGUAGCAAGAUUCAAACCCUUGUGGAUGGAGCAGAAACUUUUAGACAAGGAGAUGAUGAUGGAGAUGUUCAUCAAGAAAUCAUACUUGGAUCACUCCAAUAUUUGAGGCUUCACUAUAUGAAGAAUUUAGACAGUAUAUGGAAGGGGCCAAUCUGGAAGGGUUGUCUAUCCAGUCUCAAGUCUCUGGAAUUGUAUGCAUGCCCCCAAUUGACUACCACUUUUACUUUGGGUUUGCUUGAAAAUCUCGACCUUCUAGAGGAGCUUGUGGUUGAAAACUGCCCCAAUAUAAUCAGUUUGGUGACUUAUGAAGUUCCUGCAGAACAUACGCUGCUCUGCUUCAAAACAUACCUUCCAAAGUUGAAGAAGAUAUCACUUCAUUACUUACGAAAAUUGGCCAGCAUUUCCAGUGGUUUACGCAUUGCACCAGACUUGGAAUGGAUGAGCUUCUAUAAUUGCCCAAGCAUUGAAGCUCUUUCUAACAUGGAAGUUUCUAGUAAUAAUUUGAAGGUGAUCAUAGGAGAGGCUGACUGGUGGAGGGCAUUGAAAUGGCAAACAUCAGUUCUAAGAAGUAAUCUGGAUUCUAUAUUUGUCCCCAUUAAAUCAGAUGUUGAUUUGAUGACUCAGUUAGCAGAAAUUAAGAAUCAACUUCUAGCUCCCAAGCAAGAGAGAAAUCCAUCUCAACAGUCAGGUUCUGGUGACUCCUUGAAGGCCCUUGCAGUAGAGACCUUGAAGGCCCUUGCAGCGGAGGCAGGAACCACCUCAGUUGAUAAGCAGCGUCAUAAGCCUUCUCCAUUGCCACUGUUGUCUCCUUCCACGAAGAGCUUCAUGAAGGCCUCUGUAGUAGAAGCAGGAACCACCUCGGAGCAGAAGUGGAAGCCCCACACUCUAAAGAUGACUGAUGAAGCAGAAGUUGACUUACAAAGAAUCCGGGGAAGCUUAUUAACUUCUGUCAGUUCCGAAACUGCAUGUAUGAAAGAUCUGAAAGAAAACUAUGAGAUGUUGAUAGGCGGAGCAAAACAGCUCAAGGCACUGAGGAAUGGCAUGGAGAUGGAAAUAAGAAGACAUAAUAUAAGGCCGCACAUAAGAGAAUGGUUGGCUAAGGUUGAGAGGAUCAACAUUGAAGUGAACCAACUAGAAACUCUAUACAAUGAUGAAAUGAAGCAUCCAGGGAGACCGGUUCGUUUUUGGGAAUGCUCAAAUCUUAGCAAAUACAUGGAGAAGAAGCAUGAGGAAGUUCAUAGUCUUUUGAAAGAAGGGAUUGAUAAAAGAAGAGUACUGGUCGCAGAAUUGUCAGAAUUUGCCAGGAAAAUACCUGCACCGAAAAUAGAAGACUCAUCGUUGUGCAAUGUGGUUGAAGAUGUAGUGAGUUUUCUACAGGAUAAGCAAAUAAGAAGAAUCGGAAUUUGGGGAACAGUUGGAACAGGGAAAACCACAAUAAUGAAGAACGUGAUCGAUCAUAAAGAUGUGGCUAAAAUAUUUGAUAUGGUCAUCUGGGUAACUGUCUCAAAGGAAUGGAGCAAAAAAACGUUUCAAGAUGCAAUUAUGCAGAGACUAAAAAUGAAUAUGAAGGGCAGUGUUAGCAUCGAGGAAAAUUCUCUAAGAAUUUCUGAAGAGCUAAAGGGAAAGAAGUGUUUGAUCCUUCUAGAUGAAGUCUAUGACUUUAUUGAUCUAGAUGAAGUAAUUGGAAUCAACCAGAGUCAUGAGAGCAAGGUGGUGCUGGCGAGUAGGCUCCGUGACAUUUGCAAGGGCAUGGAAGCUGAUGAGUUAAUCAAUGUGAAACCAUUGUCAGAUCAUGAAGCUUUCAACAUGUUCAGGGAAAAGUUGGGUCAGUCUAUUUACUCCCCACAAAUUGAACGGGUUGCUGAACAGGUGGUUAGAGAGUGUGGUGGUUUACCCCUGCUGAUAAACAUUGUAGCCAUGAUCUUCAGAAAUAAAAGGCAAGAUAUUUCCCUUUGGAUGGAUGGAUUGAAACAUCUGCAAAGAUGGGAGGAUAUUGACGGCAUGGAUCAUGUGAUUGAAUUCCUGAAGUCUUGCUAUGAUUAUUUAGAUAGUGACACAAAGAAGGCCUGUUAUCUGUAUUGUGCGCUAUUUCCUGGAGAAUAUGAUAUUAAUGUAGAUUACCUACUAGAGUGUUGGAAAGCUGAAGGCUUUAUUCAAAAUGCAGAUGAAUUUGUUCGAGGCACAGAUGCUUUUAGAGAUGCACGCAGCAAAGGACAUGCCAUAUUGGAUGAUCUUAUCAACCUAUCAUUGUUAGAGAGAAGUGACAAGGGGAAAUGUGUUAAGAUGAACAGAAUGCUUCGAAAAAUGGCCCUUAAAAUCUCUUUCCAAAGCAAUGGCUCGAAGUUUUUGGCGAAACCAUGUGAGGGAUUACAAGAUUUCCCAGGCAGGAAAGAGUGGGAAGAUGCAAAUCGAAUCUCUUUGAUGGAUAACGAGCUCUGUACUUUACCAGAAUUUCUACACUGUCACAAUCUCUCAACAUUAUUGCUCCAGAGGAAUAAUGGUUUGAUUGCCAUUCCUAAGUUCUUUUUUCAAUCUAUGCAUAGUCUUCGCGUUCUGGAUCUGCAUGGGACUGGUAUUGAAUCAUUACCUUCAUCUAUAUCCGAUUUGAUUUGUCUUAGAGGGCUCUAUCUAAAUUCUUGCACCCACUUGAUACAACUCCCGCCUAACAUAAGAGCGCUUGACCAGCUUGAGUUGCUUGAUAUUCGAGGCACUAAACUUAAUUUGCUUCAAAUUGGAAGUUUGAUAUGGUUGAAGUGCUUGCGAAUAUCGUCUAAUUUUUUCAUCGGAAUCCACACUCAAAGGAAAUUGGGGAACAUCUCAAGGUUUGUCUCACUGGAAGAAUUUUGUGUUGAUGAUGAUUUGUCUGUAGAAUGGCGGUACAAGGCUUCAGAGAUUGUUAUGGAGGUGGCUACCUUGCAUUAUAAAUUGACUUCCCUCAAGUUUUGCUUCCCUACGAUGCACUUCCUUCAGUUUUUUGUGCAAACAAGCCCAGCAUGGAAGAAGAAAUGCUUCUCAUUUCAAUUUUCUGUUGGUUACCAGGACUCAACUUACUCUUACUUUCUGGAGUCUUCUUCUGAUUAUCCAAGCUACAAUUCUCUGAAAUUGGUCAAUGGUGAAGGCUGGCAUCCUGUAAUCAAACACGUACUUAAGGUGACAAAUGCAUUUGGAUUAAUAAACCACAAGGGAGUUUCAGCACUAUCAAAUUUUGGCACCAACAACAUGAAAAAUAUGCAUGUUUGUUUGGUUGACGGAUGCAAUGAAAUUAGAGUCAUCAUCAAUGGUUGCACAACGGGUAAGAGGGUGCUAGAAAACUUAAAAAUUUUGUAUAUUAACAAUGUCCCAAAAUUGAGAAGCAUUUGGCAGGGGUUUGUUCCCGAUGGAAGUCUAGCACAGCUAACCACCCUAACCUUAACUAAAUGCCCAGAGUUGAAGAGGAUAUUUUCCAGUGGUAUGAUUCAACAGCUUCCUAGGCUGCAGCACUUGAGAGUUGAAGAAUGUUAUCAAAUUGAAGAAAUAAUAAUGGUGUCUGAGAACCAUGGACUCAACGUCGAUGCGCUCCCCAGACUGAAGACUCUAGUACUCAUUGAUCUCCCAGAACUGAGAAGCAUUUGGGUUGAUGAUUCAUUGGAGUGGCCUUCCUUACAAAGGAUUAAGAUAUCUAUGUGUUACAUGUUGAAGAGAUUGCCUUUCAACAAUGCCAACGCAGCCAAAUUGAGAUUCAUAGAAGGGCAAGAGUUAUGGUGGAAAGCACUAGUAUGGAAAGAUGAUGCCGUAAAACAAAGAUUGAAGUUCCUAUGCAUCCUCAACUAGCUCCUCGGAUUUCUGUGCAGCAGUUUCAUUUUAAAGCUGAUUGGGAUGGUUGCUGACUCAGCCAAAGGUUUGUGUGUAGGAUUCAAAAACUUUACCAUGUAUUUGUUUAAGAUAUGCUGCUACCUUGGCUUAUAUUUUAUCUAGACUUGCCCGCUUGGUUUGUAUCUGUUUGAGAUUUGCUUUCUUUGUUUGUAUGUUUAAGAUUUGCUAUUGUUUGAGAUGUGCUACUUGUAUGUUUUUUUAAAUAUUUGCUACACUGGAUUGACUUUGUUUAAGGUUUGUUUGUUUUGAUUAUAUUUGUGUAAAGAGUUGAUGUAUUUCCAAGCA